Molecule: messenger RNA, 549 nt
Organism: Ostertagia ostertagi
Lineage: Eukaryota; Metazoa; Nematoda; Chromadorea; Rhabditida; Trichostrongylidae
Source: the annotation of a GenBank genome assembly
AUGGCCCCGACCUCGACAUCAACCCGAGGUCACGUACUACCCUACAAUAUUCUAGUUGUACUACCGGCAAAGGAAUCAAACAACGACAAAUUCGGUUUGACCAUUGAACGAGCUCGACCUGUCAUCGACAUUGCCGUUGAAGAUGUGGUCAGAUCGGGUCGGAUGCCUCCCGGUUGGGUAAAUCUUACCUUCUGGGACGAUCGCUACUGGGAAGACACGAACUUGGCUGAACGUUACGCUACCGUCGGUAUGGUUCAAGCGUACUGCGAACGUCGUCUGGACGCCAUCUUAGGGUUCGCGGACAGCUAUGGCCUAGCAACUGUCACCAAGGUCUCCGCGGGGUUGAACGGCGGCGUCCCGGUGCUUACCACAGCCGGUAUGCCAUCCGUGUUGAACCUGAAGAAAACCUAUCCGUUCCUGACCAGAAUGCAAGGCUCGUAUCGUCAGCUGGCCGUGUCCAUGUACCAGCUGGUAGCCUACCAAAACCCGGCGGAGGAAGGUCCACCAUGCCUCAUCACCCUCCCCGAAAUGCUUCGUCUAUUUGCCUGA